AUGACUCAAGCGAAGUUCAACCCUUUAAGUUCCAAGAUGUUCGUCUACGUUAUAAGUUCAUCCUUCAUCGUGCUACUUGUGGCAGUCUGUUGUCAGACCCGUAGGACCCGUGUAGAGCCUAGCGAUCAGCAGUUGAUUCUGGACGCCCACAACACGGCUCGGCGUGACGUCACGCCCACGGCCUCCAACAUGCAGUUGAUGACUUGGGACGAGUCUUUAGCAAAUAUUGCCCAGAGAUGGGCGGAAAAUUGUCAUCACGAUCAUGAAAAGCCCGCAAACAGGAGGUGGGAUGUUGGACGUUUUUCAGUGGGUCAGAACAUAGCAUCUAACUAUCCUAGCUGGACAGAUGCCAUCGAAGGAUGGGCAAAGGAGAAGAAGGACUUCACCUACGGCAACAAUCAAAACAAAUCUGUGGGGCACUAUACUAAGAUGGUGUGGGCAGAUACAUCAAAAGUUGGCUGUGGAUCUGCCGUCUGUAAUGUGAACUGCGAGGGCGCCAUAGACGGGCGCCACUGCAAUCUUAUGAUAUGCGAGGAAGAUCCAUACGUACCAUAUGUGUGUCCCAACACGUGCAAGUGGUGCCCACACGCGGACGCGCAAUUCCUCAAGUAA
This is a messenger RNA of Dreissena polymorpha, 612 nucleotides long. RefSeq names its product cysteine-rich venom protein VAR7-like. The transcript is spliced from 8 exons. The record is from RefSeq and is a predicted model, not a curated record. Lineage: Eukaryota; Metazoa; Mollusca; Bivalvia; Myida; Dreissenidae. Bases 1 to 612 code for a protein of 203 amino acids.